Messenger RNA from Cloeon dipterum, 4165 nucleotides. RefSeq names its product sprouty (gene sty). Gene Ontology annotation, cellular component: membrane; cytosol. Bases 691 to 1644 code for a protein of 317 amino acids. Gene Ontology annotation, biological process: animal organ development; negative regulation of fibroblast growth factor receptor signaling pathway; negative regulation of Ras protein signal transduction. The transcript has 2 exons. The record is from RefSeq and is a predicted model, not a curated record. Lineage: Eukaryota; Metazoa; Arthropoda; Insecta; Ephemeroptera; Baetidae.
GUCCGACAGGCUCAGUCGACGAGCAAUUGUCCGCGCGAGCAGAUCUGUGUCGGCGCAGCGCGACGCCUUUCUCGCCCCUGAAGCAGCGCCAGGUGUGCCAGGCGGCGGCCGAAUCGUCCGCCGGCCGCUCGUCCCGAGUGCCGACCCCGCCCGGACAGGCGCAGCCACCGUCCCGUCCGAGCUGAGCGCGCUAAAGUGUCCGGCAGCAGCCACCAGGAUACACGGUGCUAGCUCUCUUUCUCUCUCACUGUCGCUCGCUCACUCAGUCAGCCGCCGAAACCAGUGUGCAGUGCCGUGUCACGUGUGUCUGUCCAGUGGGAAUGUGCCCGUCCGACGCCGCCACCGCAGCCGCGUCCAGCCGUCUCAGCCCCAGCGUGCGACGCCCCAGCAUUUUCGUGACUGUGCCAAUGGAGUGCUGCUGAUGCUAUGCGGCUGGAGGACGGCCUGCACAGGUAGCCAGAGCAGCAGCAGCAGUGGCGGAGCGAUGCCUUGCUCCUGGCGGGCCAUGCUGAAGAAGAACGUGGGCCGAGCCGCCAUCGAGAGCAACCGUCGUCACCGCGAGCCGAGGAAGGCUUCAGCAACAGCAGCAGAAUCAGAAGAAGAAACGCCCGAGACGAGGGGCGUGGUUGCGUCGGCAGCAGCUCGGUGUCGCUGGGCGCAUUGAGCCGCGAGCUGGUGCGAAGAAGAUCCAUGGCCCUGCAUGGAAACGCGUCCGCCGCACGUCCGUCGCUAGCCGCAGCAGCAGCCGCCCCGUCGUCGCUACCUCAAGUGCACCGCGUCGUCGGCGGAGGAGGCCUGCGCACGCAGCAGCAGCUUCAGCAGCAGCAGCCGCUGCUCCCGAGGCGCAGCAGCCCGCAGGAGGCGGUCAGCCUCGCGCAGCCGCGUCCAGACGGCGAGCGGGUCGCCAACGAUUAUGUGGAGGCGCCGCUGCGCAGCGACUCGGCACCUCCCCGCCCCCCUAGUCGAGCCGGGCAUGCGCAGUCAACGGGACCGCGCCAACCCGCGCGCCUGCCCCUGCCGACGGCGGCCAAGCGGCCGCCGCCUCAGCAGGUGGUCACCAAGCAGCCGCGCAAGAAGUCUUCCGCGGAGGCCGCCGCCGAGUGCGUGUCGGCCUCGGCCGGCGGCGUCGACGGCGACAAGCCAGGCAUCUGCCCCGAGUGCGGCGAGUGCAAGUGCAACGCGUGCCGUAGCCCCAGAGCGCUGCCCGAGCGCUGGCUGUGUAACAAUAACGUGUACUGCUCGCCGGCGGCCUUGGUGGACUACUGCAGUUGCCUCUGUUGUGCCAAGGCUUUCUUUUACCACUGCUCCAAAGACUACGAGCGCGACGACGGUAGCGCGCCGUGCGCGGACGAGCCGUGCUCGUGCGCAGCGCCGCGCGCAUGCGCCCGCUGGGGCUGCCUGACCGCGCUCAGCAUCGUGCUGCCCUGCCUCCUGUGUUACUGGCCGUUUAAGGCGUGCAAAGCCGGCUACGAGUCGGUGCACAACCGGCUGACCAGCAACCGCGGCUGCCGCUGCCGGCCACCGCAGCCGCCGCUCCUCCCCGCGGCCGGCAACGCCCCCCUCCCGGCGGCCGCCAGCAACAAGGCGCUGCUUGACGGCAGCGCCGCCGACAAACGGCUGCUCGACUCGAGCCCCGAGUGUUGACCCCUGCCCUCCCUGCGCCCAACCCCCUUACAGCCCUUUGUUAGUGCUUUUGCGCGCGCAAAACGGACGCUCUCAAAACCGACAACUUAAAUUAUAUAUGAAAAUGAGAAUCGCGAUGAUGAUGAUAUGUAGAGACACACGAACACAUACGCAAACACUUACACGAACCCUGAAACAAAUAAUACACUUUCACGAACACACAACACGUGAACACACACACAAAAUCCAAACACACACACAAACACACAUUACACACCCACACGAAAACGGAACUGCUGCUACUCGAGUGUUUCGCGUCAACGUGCGUCGAUCAUAUAUUGUGUUAUCAGGGAUUUAAAACUGCUGAGAGAAAGAAACAAGUAAAAAGAUGAUCAAUUAAGCAAGCCAACCUACUCUUUUUUUCUUUCGUCGCCAAAAUCAAACACAUACACACUCGCGCGUUUGUUGUUGUUGAUUCCCGCCCAUUUCUUUACUUCUUCACGCUCUGAUGAUAAUUUUUUUGUCUAAAUGUAUCGAAUCUAUCCUAUCUUAUUGUGUUACGUAAUUAAAAGUACUACAGCAUUGUGCAUUUAAAAACCACAAACAAACACGCAAUCAACCAAUCAACCACUCUCGCCUGUAAACGCCAUUUCUGAUACGACCACUUUUUUACUGCUAUUUUGUUGAGUUGAUGAUAAUGAUGGUUAUUAUUAUUCUAUAUUGAUUGAAUUGUUACGAACGCGGGUGGCUCUCAUCAUUUUUUAAUGCGAACAUUAGAAUGCAAAGUACACAAGUCUCAAAAAGUCCUCUAUAUUUUUACUUAUUGUAAUAAACCUGCCUCUCAGAAGUCAAAUCAAAAGUAGCAGUUCUUUGUCCGCUUCUGACUAAUGCUGUUGAACAAACAAAAUAGAUGCCAAUUUUCUUCACGAACGGGCGGGCGGUUUCCACUGUCUCUGAUAUUUUGUCUGUGUUUAUCAAUCGCAGGCCGCCAGCAGCUCCCGAUCGAAAAUCGGAAAAGACGUCCCGCCGCGAACUGCUUGCUCCCCUUUCUACCCUUUUCUACGUAACUCUUCCCGCUCUUAUUUAAUUAAUGUGUAUUUAAAUUAUUAGCUGGUUGCAUUUUAGAAGUCUUCCUCGGUUUAGUAAUACGGAAAGUGCGAGCAACGAGUCUUGUUUUUAUUAAUUAUCGUAUGCUAGUCUUGUUAGACUUUAAAUACUACUGAAGCUCGAAGACUCCCAACCGCAACGUCUUAAACGUGGGCGGCGGCGCCGCGGGGCGCCCCCUCUUCCCUCUCACGGGGGCUGCUGCGUCCAGAGAAACAAAAAAUGAAAUGAAACUAUUGAAAAACGGACUUAUAUUGUCGGAUUAAUUAAUGCGUACGACGAAACAAAACACGAUGUCUAAAAAACGGAGAAAGCAAGCGGAAGCAAAAGUUGGUGUGCGUUAUUUAAAUUUGUAAAACACUCAGAUGAAAGAAAGCUAUUUUUUAUAUUCCCCCAGUAUUAUCUAGUCUGCGGCAAAAAAGUAUGAUUGUGUUAUUGCGGAAUGCCAGGUCUUUACUGUAUGUAUAUCUCAUUAAGAUGAUUUAAGCAAAGAUGAGGAGAACUAAGUAAGAGGAGAGUGGAAUAUAUAAAAAGCAGAUUUCUUGUGAACAUUCGUCUCCUUGACUGGUAAAACGAACAGCGGUUGUACACACUUUCUUUACGUCUUUCUUUUGUGUGCCCUCUCGGUGGAAAAAUAAAAGUCAGACGCAAUGAUAUAUCCGCAUUCUUUUCUGAAUUUCAUAUUUAUAUCACGCAAAUCACACGCUACAGACCGAGUGCCAGCUUUUUUUAAAUCGAAGCGCGCACCGAGAACCGAUAUUGAACAAGUGAAUUCAAAUAGAGAUGAAAAAUUGUUGCUUGUUGGAUUACUAUAUAUUUUUGACCUACUUGUUAUGAUACUCUCAUCUGCUCAUUGUCAUUCUCACAUUCACACACACACACUCUCAUUAUUUGUUGGCUAAAUGGUUAAUAAUCGUGCGAUUUCGACGAAACUAUUAAACAAAAAGGCAAAAAAGAAACGCCAAUUUCACAAAGAAGGAGAUGUAAUAUAGAGAUAUUAUUACCACUACUACUACCAACUACUACCCUAAUCAUUCAUACAUUAUUUUGUAACUUGUAAUGCGACAAGCUAUAGUUUCCCCUUGCUGCUAUUUUACCCUUCCAAACUCAACAACAACAACAUCAAAUUUGAAAGUGGACGAAAUUUCUUUUGAUUUUUGCUGUCACGAAUUGAGAGAGAGAUUGAUAACCCAAACGAAAAAUUACAAACGCAACUCGCCCGCCAGCUCUAUAUUUCUAUGAUGCGCAAAACGAUCGUGUUUUAUUGCUACACAAACACACACCACUGUGUAAUGUCAAAGGCAUGCUGCUUACAGAAGUCGUCAGAUUGUAAGAGAGAUGAUGAAAAAUGUAAUAAAUCUUUGUUUUACAAAACUGUACAUAAAUAAAAAAACAUUUAAUGUAAUAUUAAUUAUAAUAAUAACAAAGAUGAAAAUAA